Molecule: messenger RNA, 1596 nt
Organism: Malania oleifera
Lineage: Eukaryota; Viridiplantae; Streptophyta; Magnoliopsida; Santalales; Ximeniaceae
Product: CBS domain-containing protein CBSX5-like
Exons: 2
Coding region: 195-1403 (402 amino acids)
Source: RefSeq, a predicted model, not a curated record
CCCGCAUUUUCUAAACCACUGUCCUACUCCUCCUCCUCUUGUUUCUUCUGCGUAGCGCCGGCCCUUCUAUAAAUAACCCCCGCUACUCCCCAUAUUAUCACUUCGCGCACCUCCACCACGGCCACCGUGACCGCCGCAGUGAAACUCCUCAUUAGCUUCUUCUUCUUCUUCCUCCACGGUUUCCCAGAUCUUGCAUGGCAGUGAGCUUGUUGGCGCAUGAGGUAUCUGACCUCUGUCUCGGCAAGCCGGCGUUGAGGUCCCUCCCCCUCGCCGCCACCGUCGCCGACGCCCUCUCUGCUCUGAAGCUCUCCGACGACAACUACGUCAGUGUAUGGAGCUGUGACCACUCCUCCUCCGCACCGACCAACGACGAGGAGGACUGCCGCUGCGUUGGGAAGAUCUGCAUGGUGGAUAUGAUAUGUUACCUCUGCAGAGAAGAAAACCUGUGUUCCCCUGCUGCUGCGCUCAAGGCUCCCGUCUCUGUCAUCUUGCCCAAGAUUCCAAAACUCGUGGUGCAUGUGGAGCCUUAUUCUAGCUUGCUAGAUGCUAUUGAUCUGAUUCUCCAAGGUGCUCAAAACCUGGUGGUUCCGAUUCAGAGGAAUCCCAUUGGCAAUUCAAGAAGAAAACUGCUCCAAAAAUCUCAGGUCGCUGGACCUACAUUUCACAACGGCCGUGAAUUUUGCUGGCUCACUCAAGAAGACGUGAUCAGAUUCCUGCUGAGCUCAAUCGGCCUCUUCUCCCCCUUGCCUGCAUUAUCAAUUCACGCGCUCGGCAUCAUAAGCUGCGACGUUCUUUCGGUCAAUUACCACUCCCCUGCUUCCUCUGCCAUCCAUCUCAUCUCCCGCUCCCUCGCCGAGCAGACCUCCGUCGCCGUCACGGACGACGACGGCUACCUCGUCGGCGAGAUAUCGCCGUUCACCCUCGCCUGCUGCGACGAGACCGUCUCCUGCGCCGUCGCCACGCUCUCCGCAGGCGAUCUCAUGGCCUACAUAGACUGCGGUGGCCCGCCGGAGGACAUCGUCCGGGCGGUGAAGCGGAGGCUGAAGGAGAUGAAUCUGGAAGGGAUGUUGGAAGAAUUCGCGAUUUCUUCGCUGCCCAUUUCCUCGUUUUCGUCCUCCUCGUCAGACGAGGAGAGUUCGCCCCUGCCGUCGCCUAGGCCGGCGGCAUCCAUGCCAAGAUCGGGAAGGUACGGGCGGUCGGGGAGCUAUUCGGCAAGGAUGGUGCGGCGAGCGGAGGCGAUCGUGUGCCAUCCGGGGAGCUCCCUGGUGGCGGUGAUGGUUCAGGCGAUCGCGCAUCGAGUGAAUUACGUGUGGGUGGUGGAAGAUGAGUGCAGCUUAGCCGGAAUCGUCACCUUCUCCGACAUGCUGAAAGUUUUCCGGGAGCAUUUGGCAGCGAUGGAAUAGGAAGAUAGAAUAGUCAGUCCUGAGCUGCAGUCCAAUUUUUCUGUUUAAUUUAUUUUUCGAAAGAGGAAUUUACUUUUUAGCCCUUACGAUAAGAACAUGGGCUCGGAAAGAAAAAGGGUAAAAGUGUACUGCAAGGUGAAAUAUUUCUGGAUGUGGAUGGUUUGUGUCAAUCAAGACAUGCUUGUCUUCUAAA